AUGAUGUCUCAGAAAGGCUCUUGGAGCGAGCUGCUUGGGCGCAUAAACGUGGAUCCGCACGCGACGCUGCCAGAUUACUUCCUCGAUCAAGUCUGUCCGCUCCUUAACCCCGACACUGAUGAGAACAUGCUGAGUGUCUCUCGAGCGCGGGUUCCCCGCACUCUCAUCGGAGUUUUUGGACUGUUGGAUAACACCAUCCAGAAGAUGGGUUCCGUCCACGUACAACGUACACUGAGAGCAGUGUAUCGGUUUCGACGACACAAAGACCCUGUGACGAUCGAAGUCCAAAAGGCGGUCAUGCUUCAACGCACGAUCGAGAAGGAGCUCAUGAAAGAGGAGGGGGCCGACCAAAGUCUUGCCACAAUGCUUGCAAAAUACAGGGUGAGCAACGAAUUUGAGUCUGUGGCGGCGGACAUCAACGCGUACCCAGACGCUGACGAGGACCGACUCCUCUCAUUUGCAACGGAAUGUCUGAAAGGAGGCAAUUCCGCCGCUCCGCAGGAGGUUAUUAAGCGGUAUCGCGACGAGAAGGACAUCAUAGGCAUAAAAGAGUUUGAGGUCGACGAAGACGCGCUGGGCACUUACUUGCAACACAUUUUCGAGUAUUGGAACGGCGACCGCAAACCUGAAGGAGUAUCGGAGAAAGAUGCCAGGCGGUGCGGGUAA
Messenger RNA from Peniophora sp. CBMAI 1063, 666 nucleotides. The record is from the annotation of a GenBank genome assembly. NCBI's taxonomy places the organism in Eukaryota, Fungi, Basidiomycota, Agaricomycetes, Russulales, Peniophoraceae.